Molecule: messenger RNA, 1659 nt
Organism: Schizophyllum commune H4-8
Lineage: Eukaryota; Fungi; Basidiomycota; Agaricomycetes; Agaricales; Schizophyllaceae
Product: alpha/beta-hydrolase
Exons: 9
Coding region: 1-1659 (552 amino acids)
Source: RefSeq, a predicted model, not a curated record
AUGUUUUCAGGAAAGACCGCCAUCUUCGCUCUGCUCCUCGCGCUGCGUGUCGGCGCGACAGUCGACGACGAGGCGCUCGGCCUCUCACAGCACAUAUUUCUCUCCGCGGCCAAUACCACUGUAGAGGAGCCUCUCCCACCCGUCAUCGACCUGGGCUACGCGAAGUACGAGGGCGUCUACGACGAAAGCACUCGCACGAACCGCUUCUUGGGUAUUCGUUAUGCGGCACCUCCCACUGGCCACCUACGCUGGCGCCCACCACAACCACCCGCUCGCGAAGCAGACGAGUCCUCAAUCAUCAAAGCAGACACCCUUCCACCCAUGUGCUACGGCACUGGCUUCGGCUUCGCGCCCCUCGAGCCUCCGCCAAGUUCUGACCUGCCAUUCUCGGAAGAUUGUCUGUUCUUGAACCAUACCGCACCUCUUGAUGCUCGCCCAAAGAAACCCGUCCUCGUCUGGAUCCACGGCGGCGGGUUCAAUGUCGGAAGCAUCCGCGGGUACACCGGGCAAGACAUCUUCGACGGGCAGGACCUCGUAGACGCUUCCAACGGCGACUUCGUCGUCGCCGUGAUCCAGUACCGGCUGAACGUCUUCGGCUUCCUAUCCGGUGAAGAGGUCAAGAAGGAGGGAGUGCUGAAUGCUGGAUUGUUGGACCAGCAAUUCGCUCUCCGGUGGAUCCAGGAGCACAUCGCUAAAUUUGGUGGCGACCCCGACGACGUGACCCUCUUCGGCGAGUCCGCGGGCGGCAGCUCCGUCAUCCAACACAUCAUCGCGAACGGCGGGCAAACCCACCCGCCGCUCUUCCACAAGGCCAUGGUCGCGUCUUCCAGCGCGCUCCCUCAGUACGACUAUAAUCAUCCGGUGGUCGAGAACGACUACGCCGCGAUCCUCCGCGCGACCAACUGCUCCUCCCUCGCCUGCCUGCGCACCACUGACGCCUCCACCCUGCGCGCCGCCGCCUACGCCGUCUGCGCCGGCAAAUUCUACGGAUCCUUCUCCUUCCUCCCCGUGGUCGACGGAGAGCUCAUACGGCAGCGCCCACUCGCAGCUCUCGCGCUGGGGCGCGCAAACGUGGACGAACUCCUCGCGACCACGAACACCAACGAGGGCGCUUUCUUCACCAGCCCCGCCCUCGCCUCCCUCCCGCUUGCCGAUCUCGUCUCCGGGUGGUUCCCUGCAUUGCCCGCCGAGCGGGUCGCGAAGGCGGUCGAAAUCUACCGGCCGCUAGGCACGCCGGAAGAGGUGCAGAGGACGCUCGUCGCUGAGGCCGUCUUCGUCUGCCCGUCCUACGCCGCCUCGGCCGGCUUCAGGGAGUUCUACAAAGCCACGCUAGCGGUGGCGCCCGCGGGCCAUGGGCAUGACGUGAACUACUACUUCAAGUCAGCUUCGCCGACGCAUUCACGGGAAUCUUCACGAGCUUCGCGCGCGACGGGCGGCCGUCUGCACGAUGGGGAAGGAGGGACUCUGGCUUCUUCACUCAGGUCGUCGACACCCUCAAGGCGCUUCAACUGGCCAGCCUGGUCAAAAGGCCGCCCCGAAGAGGUUCUCUUUAACGUCACUGAGUCAGGCGAGCCGUACAUCGAACCCAUGCGUACUGAGACAGGACUUCUGGCGAGAUGCGAGUUCUGGAGUGGCUUGAGCGAGUAUUUGGGACAAUAG